Orussus abietinus is the source of this 12135-nucleotide messenger RNA. It is a transcript of the gene dom, whose product is annotated as helicase domino. The record is from RefSeq and is a predicted model, not a curated record. The transcript is spliced from 26 exons. NCBI's taxonomy places the organism in Eukaryota, Metazoa, Arthropoda, Insecta, Hymenoptera, Orussidae. Gene Ontology annotation, cellular component: Swr1 complex. Bases 696 to 10730 code for a protein of 3344 amino acids. Gene Ontology annotation, molecular function: ATP hydrolysis activity; histone binding; ATP-dependent chromatin remodeler activity.
UUUUAAAUAUCUGCACCAAGUGCAAAAAAGCGUUAAUGUUACCCCCACUUCGUUAGAAAUUAUUGCGUCAUCUAACAUGGCUUCCAUCUUACAAAUAAUUAAAGUCAAUAAAAACUCCAAGAUAACCUAAAUUGUUCAUUUUAGUAAAAGAGAUUCGAUAACAAUUUCAUUGAUUUUAAAUUUAAUCCGGGUAAAGUGUUUUUUCGGGCACGUUUUUUAUUCUCGGAACGGUGAACCGUUCGAAGAUUUAAAUUCUUAUCAGAACGACUACGUGGAUCAGUUGUGUCGCGGGUCUCUUUCCCCCAAAAGAUGAUGCGCCGAGUACCGAAGUGACCCCGGCGUCAUUAGUACGCUCGUUGUCCUAGAACAUUGUACGUUAGUCCGAGAGCAGGAGAGGAACAAGACUGACGGUCCUGGCCGAGCGAUCUGGAAAGAUCAGGUUUCUUUCUAAUCAUCUCGCGAGGACAUCGCGGACCACUCGGCGGACAAUGGCAACGACCUCUUCGACGGAACGUCCUGACUUAUUCGCCGCAGCGGCGAAGAGUGUCUUCGACGCGCGCUCCCUCGUAAGGAUUCUCCGCGCGUGUGUCCGCUAGACUCACCGGAACUCUCAGGUUUUCUCAACGGAAUGUACAGGACCGAAAAUCCAUAAAGCUCAGCACAGCGGAGAAGGGGCGGCUGUUGUGUAGCGUGUAAUGAGUGAUAAGCAGAUCACACCUACGCUGCCGCCCCUUACCGGGGGUGGAGGAAACAAUGUGGGAAGCAACGGAGGUGCGUCCCAACAGUCUGUUAGCUUGCAACAAGUGCUUGCUAGUGCCCAAGGACUCAAUGUACUCUCAACGAGCUCCGGACAACAGUUCGUCAUUACAUCCCAGGUUCCGGGACUCACGCAGGUCAUAUCGAACAGCGCGACGACAAAUGCAGGCGUUCAACAGAUCGGUGUUACGAGGAUCGUCAACAUCGGGGGCACAUCGCCACGUGUCAGCGUGGUCGGUGUUGCCAGUGCGAGUGGUUCUCCUCUCGUAUCUCCGACAAGACAGACUCCGACAAAAGUCGUCCUGGCCACCUCUCCAAAACUGGUCCGGACGACUAUGGGAAAUAUGUUUGUCACACCGCCGUCUCAAUCCUCCGUGCAAUCACCUCCUGCGAGAAAAAGACUUAAACUGGCAGAGACGACCGAGAAGGUGACAGCCAUAGACGACACUGUGGGCUACCGACGGCGCAUCAUGGAGCACAAGAUGAAGAGAAUGCGUGCAAUCAGAGAGAAAUACGCGGAAAACGCGUCGGAAUUAUUCUUCCUCCAUGCCGGAGGGAACAUGAUGGACUUCCAAAGCUGGAGGAAAAGGCCACCCACGCCCCAAUAUCUGCACUUUUUACGACAACAUCGUCUCGAUCCGGAGGAUGACGAAGAAGACCUCACCGCACCUCCACCUCCCAUGCCUGAUGUCUCAUCACCUACGGUUGUCACAACUACGACGGUCUCUUCGGUCGUACCUUCGAGUUCGAGUGCUGAAGUCAAGAUCUCUGGUAUCGGCAUAACUCCUGUUGCUGUGUCAACUACCUUGCCUGCUGCCGUAGCCCAGCUUAGCCAACAAGGGGGUACUCCGAUAGUUCCAGAACCACCGAAACCCAUUUCUGCUGUACCCGUAAGCCCCGUAGCAGACAAAAGUCCAUCAGCUAGUACAUCUGCGAAACCACCAGCACCUGCAAUCGCUACAUCUCAGCCUGUAGUUAAACUCGUGAAGCUGUCGGCCAAUUCAGCUGCAUCUUCCUGUGAUAUCCCGAACAAUCAAGAGCAGAUAGUUGAAAAAGCGAAGCAGGAGGCAUACGUAAUGCAGAGGAUUUCCGAACUGCAGAGGGAAGGUCUAUGGUCCGAAAGGAGGUUACCAAAAGUACAGGAGCCAUCUAGGACGAAAGCUCACUGGGACUACUUACUCGAGGAGAUGGUGUGGCUGGCCGCAGAUUUUGCCCAGGAGCGCAAGUGGAAAAAGGCUGCUGCUAAGAAAUGCGCUAGGAUGGUUCAGAAACAUUUCCAGGAGAAGGCGAUCCAGGCUCAAAAAGCUGAGAAGUCGCAGGAGUUGAGGUUAAAGAAGAUCGCCGGCUUCGUCGCCAAGGAAAUUAAAACCUUUUGGACGAAUGUCGAGAAGUUGGUGGAGUACAAACAGCAGACGAGGCUAGAGGAGAAGAGGAAGAAAGCGCUGGAUCAGCAUUUAAACUUCAUCGUCGGUCAAACCGAGAAGUACUCGACGUGGUUGACGGAAGGUCUUAACAAAACGGAUGGCACUCAAAGUGUCUCCGCCUCUAUGAACAGUUCUCGCAUUUCGUCUCCAAUAACGGCAGGAAAGCAACACUCCGAUGACGAAUUCGAGCCGAAUCAAAGCUCGGAUGAUGACGAGGAGACAAUAGCCAAAGCGGAAGAGGAGAUGAAGUCCACGACGAAUCACAAGGAAGAGGUGGAACUCCUGAAGAAGGAAUCCGAAAUUCCUUUGGAGGAUCUUCUGAAGGACCUACCGCCGAAUUAUUUGGAGGAACGGGAUAAAAGUUUGUCACCCGCUCCAAAGGAAACGGUAGAGGUGGAAAAUGAAAAGUCAGUCGAUGGAGAUUCAGAAUUCAUGGUGGCCUCCGAAGAGUCCUCGGACGAUGAGGAUACUAUCAUGGAACAGGAAAAACUAGAGGGCAAUGACGAUCACAAGCAAGAACUCGACGAUCUUAAGGCUGAAAAUGAAAUGUCCAUCGAUGAGUUAAUGGCCAAGUAUGGCAGUAUACCCGAUGACUCCAUGGAAGUCGAUGGAGACACCGACAGAGAGUCCGUGAAGGAGUCUGAUAAAGAGGAAGAGAAUGAGAACGAGGAACAGAGUGAGAGUGAGAGCGAAAGCGAGGACGAGACUAAAGGCGAGGACUCGCAAACGCAGAGUGACAGCGAAGCUGGGGUUGGUCUCAAGUCGCUUCUCGAAGACUUGUCCACGGAGAAGGCUAAAGAAAACAAGGUUGCAGAUACUAGUCAGACCGAAACACGCAAUGAAAUGGACGACGUUGCUGCUCUCGCCGAAAGUAUACAGCCCAAAGGGAACACGUUAUUGACCACCAGUGUUGUGACGAAGAUUCCGUUCCUUCUGAAGCACCAGCUACGUGAAUAUCAGCACAUCGGCUUGGACUGGCUCGUCACCAUGUACGAUAGGAAAUUAAAUGGCAUUCUAGCCGAUGAGAUGGGUCUGGGUAAAACCAUCCAAACUAUCGCUCUCCUGGCACAUCUAGCCUGUGAAAAAGGAAACUGGGGCCCUCAUCUCAUCAUUGUCCCUACGUCGGUCAUGCUCAAUUGGGAGAUGGAGUGCAAAAAGUGGUGCCCUGGCUUCAAGAUCCUGACAUACUACGGCACUCAGAAAGAGAGAAAACAGAAGAGAACAGGGUGGACGAAGCCGAACGCUUUUCAUAUAUGCAUCACAUCGUACAAGCUUGUUAUUCAAGACCAUCAGAGCUUCAGACGAAAAAAGUGGAAGUACUUGAUCCUGGACGAAGCCCAGAAUAUUAAGAACUUCAAGUCACAGCGCUGGCAACUGUUGUUAAAUUUUCAAACGCAACGACGGCUGCUAUUGACCGGCACGCCCUUGCAGAACAAUCUCAUGGAGCUCUGGUCGUUAAUGCACUUUCUCAUGCCAAAUGUGUUCCAGUCGCACCGUGAGUUCAAGGAGUGGUUCAGCAAUCCCGUCACUGGGAUGAUCGAGGGGAACAGUGAAUACAACGAGAACAUUAUUCGACGUCUGCACAAGGUAUUGCGGCCGUUUCUGCUGAGAAGAUUAAAAACUGAAGUGGAGAAACAGUUGCCGAAGAAGUACGAACACGUUUUGAUGUGCCGACUGUCGAAGAGACAGCGAUACCUCUACGAUGACUUUAUGUCACGGGCCAAAACGAAGGAGACGCUGGCAAGCGGCAAUUUGUUGAGUGUCAUCAACGUCUUGAUGCAGCUUAGAAAAGUGUGCAACCAUCCGAACCUCUUCGAGGUACGGCCGACGGUGUCGCCAUUUCAGAUGGAAGCUAUUGAAUUCGUUACUGCAUCAUUGGCGUGGAGUGCUCUAGACUACGACCCUUUCAAGCAUGUCGACUUGGAUGCUUUGAACCUUCGGGUAGUUAAUCUGGAGAGGACUCACACUGCCUUUGUAGCGCACAGGGUGAGGCGUAUUCAAACUCCUCGAAGGCUGAUAGAAGAAUUGGACUCGCAGCCAGACCCACCGCCAAGAUGUCCAGCAGGAAAGAUCAAGAUCAACGUGAGGCUGUCGAAUCAGGCAAAGUCAACGACCACUCCACCGCAGAAUCAGUCGAAGCUGAAGAGCCUGGCCGGGAUUUUGCCAACACCUCGAGUGGGAACCUCUCCAUUGAUCAAGACUUUGAACAAUCAAAGUACCCCUGGUCAGGGCGUAACGUUGAGGGUCGCGGGAGGUCAGCAAUUGCAAGGUUACUCGGUGCAGCUGGUACAGCACCAAGGCAGUGUGAAAGCAAUUCCCGUGGGGACAUUGGCGCAUAAUCCUCAGAGCACCGCCACCGUGACACCUACCACGGCCGCAGGUGCGAACGCACAGAGGAUUACGGUCGGCAAUGCCAAUAUCAGGGACGGUCUGCAAAGGCUGGCGACGCAAACCGUGACGGUCAAGCAAGGCGAUUCCGUCCAAAGAAUAGCCGUGCCCAGCUUUGCCCAGCUGGUGCAGACCUCCACCGGCAGGCAUAUCAUUUUGACGUCUAAUCAGCAAAGCACUAACACAGUCUCCUUUCCUGUGAUGACAUCCAGUGGCCAACGGCUGACUGUCUUGUCGAAGUCCCUGAUGGGACUGUCAACCUCUGGGGCUGCAGUGAACAAAGUCGUUGGGGGAGUUGUUACUACUGCGGCCAGUUCUGUUAGUGGUAGACCUGUAAUGAGAGUUCCUCCGUUGAAUGUCACCACCACUCAGGCACAUUCCGCUGGUAGCACUCCGUUGGCUCAGCAACAGCUACGCUGUGGAAUUGUUACCAGGAACUCGCAGAGGGAGACCGAGAAGAUUCAGAUAAAGGAACAGCCUAAGCCAGAAUUUUAUGUUCCCCAGCUUGAGGAGGAACGGAGACAACGGAGGCAGUCCAAACUGCAAACUCUAGCUAACAUCAAUGAAAGAAGGUGCGCUGCCUGUCCCCUUUAUGGUGAGGACCUCUUCACUGCUUUGAGAAUCGGAAAGCCUGCCGAAGGCUGCCAGUGGCACAGUGGCUGGAUGCAUUGUGCAUCAGCCAAGCAAUCGAUGCGAAGUAGAAGACAGUUCUUCUCUAGCACCGAAGCCCUGGCCGAGGCAAUCAGGUCUACAGAGAUGAUCGUUGAACAGCUGAAAGAAGCUUUCGAAAGGUUCGUAGUGUAUGUUCCUGCAGUUCGAGCACCGAGUCCUCGGUUCCAUGUCUCACACCCGCCGCCACAUAAAUUGUGGACCCAUCAGCGAUUGCAGACGGAACUGCAGCAUCAGUUAUCACCAAAGAUGGCUUUGUUCCAUCCAGUGGCUAGUGCGAUGGCAACCCAGUUUCCUGAUCCAAGACUGAUACAAUACGAUUGUGGGAAGUUGCAAUCCCUGGAUCGACUCCUUCGAAAGCUGAAGGCUGACAGCCAUCGGGUUCUUAUAUUCACCCAAAUGACUAGAAUGCUGGAUGUUCUCGAAGCAUUCCUCAAUUUCCAUGGUCACAUAUACCUACGACUUGAUGGCACUACUCGGGUAGAUCAACGACAGGUGCUGAUGGAAAGAUUCAACGGUGACAAGAGGAUAUUCUGCUUUAUCUUGUCGACCAGGUCUGGUGGUGUCGGUGUCAACUUGACAGGAGCAGAUACCGUUAUCUUCUAUGACAGUGAUUGGAAUCCAACGAUGGAUGCCCAAGCUCAAGACAGAUGUCACAGGAUAGGACAGACAAGAGACGUUCAUAUUUAUAGAUUGGUCAGUGAGAAAACUGUUGAAGAGAACAUUUUGAAGAAAGCCAAUCAAAAAAGACUGCUCGGAGACCUUGCUAUCGAAGGAGGGAACUUCACGACUGCUUACUUUAAGAGUUCUACCAUUCAGGAUCUUUUCAAUAUCGACCAAUCUGAGAACGAUGCUUCGACCCGAAUGGCUGAGGUUUUGGAGCAGAAUAGAGAUCGAGAGAAACACCUACAGAAAGAUUCAUCCGUUCUGUUAACUCCGUUAUCUCAGCCUGUAGAAGAGAAGGCUGCAAUGGGUGCGUUAGAAAAUGCUCUCGCAGCUGCCGAAGAAGACCUUGACGUACAGGCUGCAAAGACUGCGAAGGCUGAGGCAGUCGCAGAUCUUGCAGAGUUCGAUGAAAACAUUCCAUUGGACGAGGCUGACAAGGAGGACGCGCAGGUCAGCAAAGCAGAACAGGAAGUUCAGAAUUUAGUAUCACAGUUGACACCGAUAGAACGCUACGCAAUGAAGUUUGUCGAAGAGUCGGAGGGUACUUUCUCAGCUGCUCAGCUGGCUGCGGCUGAGAGGGAGCUGGAGCAGCAGAAGAAGGAAUGGGAGCUGGAUCGUCUAAGAGCCCUACGCGAGGAAGAGGAGAGACGCAUGAGGAUGGCAGACGACGACGAGAAGCCGCUGACGUUCGGGCGCGAGGAUGCGCAGAAUCAGGUUAAUAGCAGUAAUAGUAGCCCUAGGAAGUUAGUUAAUAAGAAAGCGCCACCGAGUAGGAGGAGCAUGCGUAGGUGCAGUAGUAAGAGCGUUCAAGAGUCGUCGGAGAGCGAGACCGAGACUACUACGGAGUCUGACUCCGAGUCUCAGGAGGACCUUGUCGGUGAUAGUCCUGACGAAGAGUCGAGUCAUACGGAGAGUCAGAGUCAAGGUGACGAGGAAGAAGAAGAAGAGGAAGAAGAGGAGGGCGAUAGUCAGAACGAGUCGGAGAGUGGAGGAUACUCUAGGAACAAGAAUCGCUCCAAGAGGUCUACCGAUAACAGCUGCUUCGAUUUGAACAGUCCACGCACCAGGUCCAGGGGCAACGUCAAGAUCAACCUCUGGACUCUGGACGUCAGCCCUAUUCUUCCUGGAGUUAAACCGAAGUAUUCUGUGGGCACGGGUCGACGUGGCAGGAGAGGACGAGGCAGAAGGGGAACUUUUGCUCAACCUCUUCCACCGAGUAGUCUGACGAGGAAAUUUGGCAACAUUCAUGCUCAUGAGUCGGAUAGUGGAAGUGAGAGUCUUCCUAAUUGUGUGAAGAAAUUGAGUGUGGAUGUUAACGAUCGACAGGAUGAUCUUGAUGAGACUACGUUAAUGAAAGUUAGUUCGGGUAAGAAGAAAACCACCUUGGAUGCCAUGAACAAACAGAGUGCUAUUGGAGAGAGUGGCAGGAAACAAGUCAACGAUAAGACUGUUUUGUGUAAAAGUGUAAAGUCAAUGGAAGGAGUCAAUGAAAACUUGAAUGAAGUGGGAAGCGUAGUAUUGUUUAAGGAUGUAUCCUCAGAAAGUGGUGACAAAAAUGAUUGUUCUUUGAAUGAUUCUCAAGUGGCUGCUUCUGAUGUGAACUCUGAGUUGGACACUGUCGGUGAAUCCUUUAAAAAUGUGAACGUAUCAGUUUCAAAGCAGAGUCAGGAUAGUACAAAUGUACAGAGUGUACAUACACCUAAAGUCAAAUGUAAAGAAAUAUUGAAUGCAAUCGAAAAUUCACAAAGUAUAAGCGAGGAACUGUCGGAUACAUCUAUUGAAAGUUCCGACUCACAGCUCAGAGAGAAAGACACAUCUAAGAAGAGUCUGAAAAUCGAUAAGGUAUUGCAAGCGGAUGGUUUAGAUAGUGAAAAGACUGCUGAUAAACAAGAGAACAAAUCUAUGCAAAUUGAAGUUAAAAAUAAAUUGGAUAAUCAUAAUGAUUAUACGAUAUCGAGCAACAGGGAUAGGAAACCAUUGGUGAAACUCAAUGUUACAUCAAAAUCCUGGACCGAGUUUGAGGAGAGCAUAUCGAUAUGUCAUCUAGUUCCGGAACACAUGGAUGACGAUGAAAUGUCUUUCGAUUUCGUGAGGGCAAUAGAAAUUUCCAGAGAAGGUUCUGUUUCGCCAGUCUUGAAAAAGACUCCGUACAUUGAUUUUAAAAUCAACAAAGACUCUGCAAGUACAAAUUCUAAAACUCAAAGUUUAAUUUCUAAGGUCGAGUUAGAAGCCACGUCAAAUCGCGCGAACGAAAAGAACGAAACGUUUAUAGAAUCAGAUGCCUUGAAGGAAUCUUCAAAGAAGACAGAAAUUUCGUCAGGAAACUCAAGAGAAGUGUCCGAAUCUUCUGCAGAGUCAAAUCUUUCGAAGGAAGAUUCUAAAGCAAUAUCCAAGUCUUCUUCCGAAGCGAGCGCACUGAAACAUAAUUCAAAAAUAGUAUCUAAGUUUUCUGAGGAACCAGAUACUUUGAAAGAAAAUUCUAAAGUAAUGUCUAAGCCUUCCUCAGAGCCAGUUCCCUCGAAAGAAAUUGUAAAUGUAUCUAAACCUUUAGAAUCGAACACUGCAAAAGAGAACCUGAAAGUAUCGUCAAAGUAUUCGACGGAGUCAAGUAAUUCAAAAGAAAAUUCUAAAACGUUGACGAAGUCAUCCGCUAUAGUUCUACAGAGAACGAAGACUGCUGUUCGAAGGCCUGCAACGGAACUGUGCACAAAUUUAAAGUUACGCAACGAAGAGGAAAUAGAGAUCACGUCAUUAAGGCCAGUGUCACCAUUGUACAUCACAGGAUCUGUUCAAAAACUGCAAAGUUUAAAGCUCAGUUGUACCCCAAACACAAAGUCAGACUCAACCGAUACUGAUUCUCUUUCUGAGGAUGAAGUACAAUCUGUCGGUACAGAAUCAUCAAAGAUGUCUGAGAAUACAAGUCCUCUGUCGCCAUCUUCUGCUCCGCAAUCUCCGACGGAUUAUUCCUCUCAUAUACUUUCUCCAGUGAAUUUGAAGGCUUUAAAAUUUCAAGAAGUAAUAGACAAAAGCAUAGUAAUUCCAGAUCAGCCUGAAGCCAGCUCUCUGGUAAAGAAUACAAAGAUCGAAGAUGCACCUGAGAAACCAGUGGUAUCAAUAGAUUCUGGUCAAAAAUCUGUUUUCGCUGUGCCUAGUAAUCUAGUUCCAGUGUCGACGAAGUCCAACAUUUGUCCAGAGUUCAAGUCUAGAUUCCGAAGGCCAGACACUCCGAUGCCUGGAGUAACUACCCGCAGAGGGAAACUGCAGCUUAAUUACGAUUUAAAAGUUAGUUUAGAAGCCAUACCUGACAAUAAUGACGUUGCAAAGAAUUUGCAAUCACAGAAAUCGAAUCCUUCGGGUUCUGCACAAGACUCUCGGAGAAUCACCAGACUUAGUGGGCCCCAAGUGGAUUCUCCAGCAGUGGAAGAUUCGAAUCUAAAAAAUAGUAAAACUGCUCUAAAGGCUUCACAAGGGCGAAAAGACACUAUGUCCCCUGCAGUGGAAAGGAUAACCAGGUCCAGUGCGAAUCGCCCAGCCACACCUCCGCAGCCAAUUGUUCAAAAUCAGAUGAAACCACCUUUCAGGAGGAGACCUGACACUCCGAUGCCGGAUGCUUCACAUAUGCUCAGACCGAUGACAAGAUCUGUUCGACAACUGGAUAUAUCUUCCCUGGUAGCUCUUCGGCCUGUGACCCGCAGCUCUAAAGUGACAUCUGAUAAUGGUUUUGUAGUUCCUCAACAGUACAGUAAAAGAAAUAAAUCAGCAUCCAAGGAGAUAUCGGAGGUCGACAGUGAAGCCACUUCCGAGUUGCUUAACAAAUCGGUUAAAAAGUCAUUAACAAAUACCAUCUCUCCAGAGGUGAACCCCAACAGUAGUUCCAACACUCCAACAAGGUCUUCGCUGUUCAGACGCAGACCUGACACACCGUUACCAAGUUCUGAACUCCUUUCCAGAGUGACCAGAUCUCGAGUGGAGCUGACUCAAUUAUCUUACAGAUCUCUUUCUCCAACUCUGAGGAACAAGCUCCUGAGGAAACAGAAUACAAACCCAGAAAGUGCAAUAACGUCGGAAACGAAGAACGCAAAAUCAGUGUCCAUAACUUCAUCGUCACUGAAAAAUGCUACGGUGGACACAGACUCGAAUGGGAAUUCUGUUGGCUCGGAGAACUUCUCCAAGCAUAACGAAAGGGAUCCUUUGGAGAACAACGAUAAACCCCAGCGUACUGCCAAAGUGGUAGCAAUCCUGACCCUGGACAAUCUGUCGAACAAGACUCACAGUUCCAAAUCGGUUUCGUCAUCGAUGCACGGUAAAAAGACUCCAGAAUCAGCAAAGAAGUCGCAAAGUGAGAAUACAAAGUCAAAGCUCGAAGAGUCUGGGAAGAGUGCGGGCCAGAUGUGUAGUGCAAAUUCAAGUAUGACCCAUGAAGCUCGGUCUGCUUCGGCCUCUAUUGGAACCAACUCUGUAUCGAACAAAGUGGACCCAAGUUCGAUCCAUGGUAGCAAGCUCGUAGUGUCUUUGACUUCGAUAAGUCCCAAACUGACAGCGGAGCUGGAAAGAGAAAUGAAGGACAAAAGGGCUUCGUCCCCUGCAAACUCAUCUGUGAUUACAGUGAUCGAUCUCAAUACAGAGUCUGACUUAGCUACGUCUCAGCUGACUACGAGGCUGAGGAAGAAGCAGAAGAGAACUCGUUAUUCUUCUCUGACAAAGUCCAUCGAGUCUGGACAACUGUCCUUAGACGAGGACGAAGGAAAAGCCCCUCCGAUGAAGAGGCCAGUUCGACUGGACCGAAGCCAGCCUCCGGAGAAGCUGAGGGGCAGCUCGUCAUCUUGAGUGUCGAUGAAGCUCAGCUGCUGCAACUUAGCCGAAGCCUGUGCGUAGACUGAAAAAUGGUUCUCCAAGGUUUGUGUUAAAGGAGUGCGAAGAGGAACUCCAGGAUUCUUUAGAUUUUUAAAUCUAGGAUUCAGGAUACGAAUUUCUUACCGUUCUGAGUGUCAAGCACUUUGAAGCGUUGACGACGAUACGUGGUAAACAAGGAAAUGAACAACUUUACGAGGAUGGACGUGAGGACACGAAUCGAGUGGUUCACAAGGCCCGUUCGCCUUCAAGGACCUCGACAGGAGAUGAAAGAAAGACGACACGAAACCUGACUCUCCGGAAACCCGACUCUUUCGAGAAGUAUUCGCACGAGCGAGCAAUUCUAAAUCUAUUUUUCGAGUUCUUCUCCGUAAGGAGCGCGCGGAAGAAACGGAAUCCUUGAUAAAGGCCCGUUCGCCAUCAAGGUCCUCCAAUUACCAGGGUCUCGCAGGAGUCCUUAGCUCCCGAAGAAGCUUCUCCGCAACGAGACUCGGCCACGCCUCGUGGACGCGAAAAAGAAACAAAAAAAGAAACACUAUACCCGAAAGGUGUACAAGAAACCUCGGAACAAAACUGGAACUCGACGAGCGCAGAAGGUCCUCGUAGUCCUUAAUUGGUCCGAGUCCUGUAAAUAUCUCGACGUAUUAAUUCUCUCCUCUCGCGCGGCGGCGACUUGGAGAGACGAUUUCGUUGUACCGGGUACAAUAAUGUAAUAUUUCGAUUAGCGCUGUAAACAGGCUAACGAGCACCCACGCGCAUACACACGUCCCCCUGUAAAUGUCCUUAGUUAACAUAGAUAAGGCCGUAUAUAAUUUAUAUUUCGUAUUAAGCGAGGAGACGCGACUGUAUUAUACUAGGACCCUAGAUAUAUAAGUAACGAAGGAUAUAACGAGAACGACUUCGCGUCCGGGCUUGAGAAUGAGCGAUACCAGUUAAACAGUUUAAUCGUACUCGAGUUUAGGGGAUUUAAGUAGGACUUUUAGAUUUUAACGAGGGAAGGAGAACGCUCCGCGUGCGAGGAGGAAAGCGAGGUUAGGAACGACGAGGAGGCGAAGUACAUCUCGGGCACGCACGGGGUUCGUCUCGUCCCCGAUCAUAUUUGUCGUACUUGCCGUUCAAAGUCAGAGCCAUUACAAACGACGGAGAUAUACGAUACCGUACACGUUUUCACACACACACACACACACACACACACACACACACACACACACACACACACACACACACACACACACACACACACACACACACACACACACGUACAUGCCCACGGAUAAAAAAAAGAAGAAGAAGAAUUGUAUCAUUAAGUUUGUGUGCCUGUAUUUUGUAUGACCGAGCGAGUCCGAGGGAAGGAAAUAAAUAUGAGAAUUAUUCCUCUUGC